GUUUCGCGUUCAUGGAGGAGGCGCCAGCAGACGAGGACGACGCGCCCGGAAUGGAUGCGGGCCGUCGAGGGUUUGCUUUGAUGCCCCGGUUCCUGAUUCAAGGCAUUCGUGCGGGAGAUGGGCGCAAAGAAGCAGCAAGCCAACACGUCCUUCGCUCUCUCUACCUUCACCUACAUCGCCAUCGUGUUUGUGUUCAUCUUGAUUUCGAAUGCAAUUUCCGCGGUCAUUAGAGGCUGGUCGAACUUAACAGAAAUCUAUUAUGCCUUCAUCCCUCUCGCAACUACUGGCUUUGGGGACUUGACGACAGAUGAGCAACAUCAACAACCCAGCGCUUCUUCACCGUCUGCAAAUCACACUUCCUUGAUAUGUGGCCUAAGGAUACGACCUGAGGCACGGAGGUCGUUCGUCGAGGAUCCUGAAUAUUCUCUUGACAGUUUUGGCCGAAAAAAAAAAACGUCCCUUGAAUCAUAAAUCUAAACUGACUACGGCCGCAGCGACACGAAGCGAUCAAUUUCCGUGGCGAUAUAGGUGAUGCAUGUUAAGUUCACUGCCUUUUCGUAACUACCAGAAUUCUUUUAACAGUAUUUAACUAUUCAGGAUCAAACACAGAGUCACCAACACCCUGGAGAGCGAGGAAGCAUUAAAACUAAUGCUAAACGAAAAUAUCACAAAAUCAGUUGGGGCGCAGAUGACGAAACCAAAACAAGAAUCUAAGGGAAACUGGUCAUGUGAGAAAAGGGAGACCCAAGGUACAAAUAACCAGGUAUCUCCACUUC
Messenger RNA from Penaeus chinensis, 776 nucleotides. RefSeq lists its product as uncharacterized. Bases 118 to 471 code for a protein of 117 amino acids. Lineage: Eukaryota; Metazoa; Arthropoda; Malacostraca; Decapoda; Penaeidae. The transcript has 3 exons. The record is from RefSeq and is a predicted model, not a curated record.